Molecule: messenger RNA, 567 nt
Organism: Magallana angulata
Lineage: Eukaryota; Metazoa; Mollusca; Bivalvia; Ostreida; Ostreidae
Product: protein lin-52 homolog
Exons: 6
Coding region: 82-429 (115 amino acids)
Biological process (GO): regulation of DNA-templated transcription
Cellular component (GO): DRM complex
Source: RefSeq, a predicted model, not a curated record
AGUCACCAAAAACCUUCAAUCAAAUAACUAUGAGUAGAAAUAAAGAGAGAAAAUACGAAAAUAAAUAUAGCAAUACAAGAGAUGUCAACAAUGUCGAAUUCAACUUCAAGUGCGGAUGGAGAUGAUGACCUGUUAAGUUUUGAAAAGUUAGACCGAUCUUCACCAGACCUAUGGCCAGAGCAGAUACCUGGUGUUUCUGAGUUUGCUUCACUUAAAAGCCCUGUCCCCCGACCUGGAACUUCCCCUAAAUGGAUGGCUGAAUUAGAGAAUGAAGAUAUAGGAUUACUACAAGAAUUCGGCAGUCUGACAACUUCACAGUUGAUGGAAAAAAUAAAAGGCUUACAAAAUCUGGCAUACCAGUUAGGGCUAGAUGAAGCAAGAGAGAUGACACGAGGAAAAUUUCUUAACAUUUUACAGAAGAAGUUUUAAAGUUCUUUUACAAAUGACUUUUUCCUACAGAAUUUUAUUUUAAUUUGUACAUAAAUCAUCAAUGCAUUGUACAUGCAUUAUAGAAUUUGUAUGUGCAAUAUCAUCAUGUUAUAAUAAACGACAUGGUUGUAAGUUUUA